This is a messenger RNA of Cotesia glomerata, 1052 nucleotides long. RefSeq lists its product as uncharacterized. NCBI's taxonomy places the organism in Eukaryota, Metazoa, Arthropoda, Insecta, Hymenoptera, Braconidae. The record is from RefSeq and is a predicted model, not a curated record.
AAUUGGAGAGACUCGAUGCGAAACGCCAUUCUCAAACCAGAUGGCAGAGCAGAUAGAACUUUUGUUACGACAGGGUGUCUUGGAGAAGGUCCCAUACCUGGGACCAAGCUUCGUUUCGAAAAUGUUCUUGGUGAAGAAGAGCCAUGGAAGCUGGCAUCCUAUCUUCGACCUUCAGAACCUGAACAGGUAUGUAGAGGUAAAGGAAUUUCAGCUAAUUUCCCACUCAAAGAUUUCAGAUUUUCUACAAUUGAGAGACUGGCUAGUGCGAAUAGACAUGUCACAAGCACACUUCCACAUUCAAGUGGCCGGAGCACACCGCCGCUUCCUCCUACGCCUUCACUUCAGAGGAGAGCUCCUACAGAUGACGUGCAUGCCAUUCGGCCUCUCAUCUGUCCCGUACGUGUUUGCCUCGGUGCCAAACUGGGUAGCAGAGCUACUGCGUUCAAAAGGCAUAAGAGUGGCAGUAUACCUGGACGAUUUUCUGGUAGCCUGCCAGCACAGGAACAGAUUGUUAGAGCAGGUAUAAAUGAUAAUAGAUUUUUUGGUUUCACUAGGUUGGCAGAUCAACUGGGACAAAAGCAUCUUAAAGCCUUGCCAGGAGUCAGAUUUCCUGGGAAUAGCAUGGAACACGCAUACCGGUGUGAUAAGGCUUCCAUCCAAGGCCAGAAACAUCCAAACCCUGAUCCAGGAAGUUGUAAAGGAUCAAAGUUGUACCUUAAAGAAGGCUCAGAGUCUUCUGGAACACUUGAACUUUGCGAGCUUCGUAAUUUCAAGCGGCCAGCUCCAUUGCCGUCAUCUCCAACGGUUCUCGACUCAUUCAGUCAGAACCGCCCUCGACAGAGGCUUCGAAUAAACAACCAGAUUCAGAACAAUCUAUCCUGGUGGAAGGAAGCCUCGAGUCAGUGUUCACCUCAGCACAAAAGCAAGGUAACACACUUCCUGACGAUGAAGGCAGCCGACAAGGGCUGGGGAGCCCAACUGAACGGGAUCUACAUGUCAGGAAACUGGUCAGUGACACAAAGGAGAUGGCACUCCAACAAGAAGGAGAUGCU